CUGCUCUGAUUUGUCAUAAUGGAGGGAAACCAGUGGAUGGUGUCUGCAUCUGUACUGAUGACUGGACUGGAGAGACGUGCGCAGUAGGAAAUUUCUGCCCAAGUCAGACGUUGGUAGGAUAUAAUUUCCCGCAAACACCCGUCGGCUGGUUUGCAUAUUCUGAGGAAAAAUGUGAGGAGGGAACAAGCAGUGCUGGCAAACCAAAGGCCUCCACCAGAUGCUCCAUCCAGAAUGGAGAACCGACUUUCAGCCGUCCAGAGAUCUUCAUCUGCGGCCUGACGCUCAGUGACUUAAAACAAAAUCUGAGCAGCCCAGCUGAUUUCGAGAGGCUGGCGGCCAGCGCUCAAAUCCUGACGUCCAAACCUGAAGAGCUGACGUCUGAAAAUGUGACAGCAGCAGCUCAGAUCGCCAACACGCUGCUUCUGUCUCCCAACGCCACAGAGAGCGUCAGGGUGGCAGCAGUAGCCACAGUCAGCCAGCUGCUGAACGCCAGCGUGUCGAGCAACACCGAGGAAAACAACACUACUUUGGGUCUGACGAGGACUCUGGGUGAGCUCUCUCUGAACCUCAGCUCCAACACCAACUCCUCUCAGUCUGAGGUGGUUCAGCCCAACCUGGUGGUCCAGUCGGCUCGGUUACCUGCGGAGAACACUCAGGGAGUCCAGUUCACGUCGCUCAAAGGAAUAUCUGGAAAUUUUGUUGCCGACCGAAUUAGACUGAACACCAACACGUCAUCAGUUGUGAUGGAGAACGGCGUCAUAGCCGAUGCCCUGAUACUCGUACGAUUUCCUCCAGAAGAUGUCAGUAGUCGCCAGAUGCCGACAAACGUCUCGCUCGGCUUCGUCCUCUACCAGAACGACCAUUUCUUCCGGUCGAGGGUCUACAGGAAGCGACAGACCUCCAUCAGGGUCCUAUCGGCCAGUGUCAGAGGUCAGGAGCGCAGCGUGGUACCACAACACAUCGAGAUGCAGUUCAGACCAACACUGAUGAACGGCACAUUGCUGCACGACUUCGCCUGCGUGUUUUGGAACUACAGUGAGGAGGACUGGAGCACCGCCGGCUGCUUCAAACAAAACACUUCAGGCGGCGUCCUGCGAUGCGUCUGCAACCACACCACCAACUUCGCUGCUCUCUGGUCUGUUAGAAAGGAACACAAGUAUGCAGAGCACCUCAGUGUGCUUUCCAUCGUUGGACUCUCCUUAUCUAUUUUCGGUUUGGUCGUAACGAUCAUUCAUCACGGUAGAGAGAUAAACGCUCAGAACAAGAACUCAAAGAUGGCUCUGCUCUGCAUCUGUAUCAGCCUGCUGGCCUUCAUCAUCACCUUCCUCUCUGGAGUCCAAAACUCCAACCGAAACGACACCGAGGAGGAACCCAACAUGGGAAAAAAUGAAGUCCCUGAGUCUGAUGAAUACGUGGAACCCGAUCGCGGCUCGUGCACGGCGUUGACGGCUCUCCUCCAUUUCUUCCUGCUCGCCACCUUCAUGUGGAACGCCAUUUACGGCACGCAGGUGAUGCUGCUGGUCAGGACGAUACGCCGCAACCUGCCGCCACACUGGACCUCCAUCAGCGCCGCUGCUGGAUGGGGAAUCCCAGCCGUUGUCAUGGCGAUCACGCUAGGAGCAACCUACAGGGUCAAACAUCCUCUGGGAUACAGACAGGAGGAAUUUUGCUGGCUUGCAGCUCUGAACGAGGACGACCAGUUUGACUUUGGGAAGCCGAUGUUUUGGGGGUUUCUGCUUCCGGUUUGUCUGAUCCUGAUCUACAACGUGGUCCUGCUGGUGCUCGUCUCUCUGACCACAUGCAGGACAGACCCCAGACUAAACAGCUCCAACCCUGUAUCUUUGAGGAAGAAGUUUCUCACCAGUUUGUCCCUGGCGGUGUUACUGGGUCUGUCCUGGACUCUGGGGUACCUGGUCCUCACCACAACAGGAGACGCAAAUCUGUUCUUCAGCAUUUUCUUCUGCAUCUGCACAACCACACAGGGGUUUCUGAUUUUCAUCCUGUUCACAGCCAGAACGAGGACUUUCAGAGACUACAUGUCAAAAUCUGCUCAGUUCGUCUCGUCUGUCAACAUACAGCUCCAAAACACAAAGUACGUCCUGUGGAAGGACUGGGGUAGGUCAACCGGCUCUGAGUCCUACAGAGACCGUAACACCUCCAGCAAAACUCUUUAGAGUGG
Messenger RNA from Scomber scombrus (Atlantic mackerel), 2179 nucleotides. Its product is annotated as adhesion G-protein coupled receptor G7-like. The record is from RefSeq and is a predicted model, not a curated record. Gene Ontology annotation, molecular function: G protein-coupled receptor activity. Lineage: Eukaryota; Metazoa; Chordata; Actinopteri; Scombriformes; Scombridae. The transcript is spliced from 15 exons. The coding region runs from base 744 to 2174 and encodes 476 amino acids. Gene Ontology annotation, biological process: cell surface receptor signaling pathway; G protein-coupled receptor signaling pathway. Gene Ontology annotation, cellular component: membrane.